GGAUCCAUCACAUUUUCAACUGAUUGUUUUGUCAAACAUGCUCACUCUGGUUUUUGCGCAUGCUCGCCAAUAAUGAAAAGUGUUGGCUAUGGACAGGGUAGGGAUUACAAAAACGCCAACUAUAAUCCGUUACAUUACCAGCAAAAAUAUUGUAUUCAGAUUACUUUUGAAAAACUAGAUUCAAGAACUACUUUUCAAUUCAAAGGAUGUUUGCAAAAAAUAUUUUUCUCAAUUAAAUUUAAAUCGGCAUCGAAAAAGCACAUUUUAAUUUUUUGCACCUGAGCGAGUCUGACACACAUGUGUUUGGUUCGCGGGAAAAGAGCAGGAAUAUGCAUUUGUAGGCUACAGCCUGUUAUGUUUGUUCCUUAUGACAAACCGGGGCAUAGGUUUUACGUUUAAUGAAUUUACUUCAGCUGGAAAACUCCAUGUUUAGCCAUGCAAGGCAUUCCUUAACCAUCUGCCUCCCGCAUAGCCUGCUGGGUAACGUAGUCUUAACACACAGCCCAGGGUGUCUUCCGAUGGUGCGACUGCGGCAUCCAAAGAUUAUCCAACUGCAAUAAACGCUUGGCGCAAUCUACAUCUCAUUUGAGAGAAACAGAAGUUAUAUGAGUGUCUUCAGAGUUGUCAUCUGGAAAUAGCUGGUGCUGAGUGAAUCAUGACAGAGCAUAAGACACUGGUCAUAGACUUUGAGCCUCGGGUGAAUGACACUGCCCAAGGUGAACAGAACCAACAAAGCAGAACAAAGAAACAACUCUGGGUACGCAGUGAAAACUCUUUCACUUUCAACUUCUUCCCUGAUGGUGCACCAGCAGCACAGGGGGCAGAAACUGCCCUUUCAGAUGUGAAACACCAGUUUGCAGGAUUACAGACAAAAACAUCCACCGCUUCUACAGAACAGGGUUCUGGUUUUGCAUUCAACUUCCAAAUCCCUGUUAGUAUACCAGGGGAGAUGGAGAAAGAAAUUGGCACACCAGUACCCUCAGGGGCUGUAGCUCUGAAAGAGCCCAAAGAGGAAAAGCCUCAGGGCCAGAACGCUCAACAAGUAAUUAAAGCACCUGAGCCAAUCACAUCUUCUAAAGCCAAGAAAAAUAAGAAAUCUGGUCAUAAGAAAAUUGCCAGCGAAGGACAGCAAAAACAGAUGACAAACUUGACAGACACAGAAGGGACUCGUGGGGAGGAUGGCACAAUGCUGACUACAGAACAGCAGCUGAAAAGAGAGCUGGACUGGUGCAUUGAGCAGCUGGAGUUGGGCAUGGCUACUCUGAAGGCUACGCCAAAACAGAAGGAGGAGGCCUCUCGUGCCCUUAAGACGCUGCGCAGCUCCAAAGCCCCCCUGGCAAAGAAGAGGCAGGUGAUGAGGGCCAUGUCUGGGGACUACAGGAAGAAGAUGGAGGAGGAGAAGCACAAGCAGUUCAAAUUGAUUCAUGCUGCAAUGACAUCGGCUCAGGUCAAAGUAGUGGCAGACCCUGCUAAGAAGUCUAUUUUCCACAGGAAAGCGGAAGGUAGAACAGAGACUCUACCCUUAAAAUUAAAUGCAAAGAGUCAACAAGAGAAUUUACAGGCACAGACUCCAAACACAAGUGUGCUGAACCAGGAGAACUCAACUUUUGUCUUCACUCCUGCUAAUGAAGAGUUCUGCUUUAACUUCCUCUGAUUUGCUCUGGGGAAGUAUUUGCUCAAGAAAUCAGUCUUACUCUAUUGAGGAAUACAAAUGAAGCCAUUUUUAAAGUUCUUUGCUUGAAUGCUCUCCAUCUGAAUAAUGGUUUCGGUUGAUUAUAAUGCUUUUGGUUGUGGUUUGAUUAAGUAUUGUAAACCUUUUGAUUAAUAAAAUUGAUUAUUUGGGUAAA
Molecule: messenger RNA, 1847 nt
Organism: Oncorhynchus tshawytscha (Chinook salmon)
Lineage: Eukaryota; Metazoa; Chordata; Actinopteri; Salmoniformes; Salmonidae
Gene: lg24h8orf33
Product: linkage group 24 C8orf33 homolog
Exons: 6
Coding region: 656-1654 (332 amino acids)
Source: RefSeq, a predicted model, not a curated record